AUGCAGAGAGAAUUGGAUUCUGUAAUUUGUCCUUAUGACAGAAGUCAUAUAAUUGAUCGAUCAAGAUUGCAACGGCACUUGGUUAAAUGCUCAAAGAAUUUUCCGCCCAAUUACAAAGAAACAUGUCCAUUUAAUGCUACGCACUUGAUGUCGGAAUCGGAAUUGAAAAUACACAUAAAAAAUUGUCCAGACAGAAAAUAUAUCGAUCAUGAUCAAUUUCGUUUUGUGUUGAAAAAUCAUGGAUCAAUUAAUUCCUUGCCACCAUCCAUUGCUGAAAGUAGUAUUGACCAUUACGACGAAUCAUGGAAUGAUUGUUUGUCAGAUGCCUUCACUGCUACAUCAAUUGUUAGCGGAAAUUCUAGAAAUUCUGAUAUAGUUAGUCCAAUGCCAAAAUUGAGAAAACCCAAGGGACGAUCCGAAGUUUGUAUGGUAGAAUAUACCGAAGAAUCAAAUGCUGAAGACAUCGAUUCUGUUGUCAGCAGUGCGUACGCUCAAGGUCGUGGAAAAUUUAUACAACAAAGACAGAAAGCCGAAUAUUUAUCAAGAGUUGGUAGACGUUUAAAACCAAUUACUGAUGACUUGGAAAUGGGAGCAUCGGCGAUUACUGACGUCGAAGAUACCGAGUCUGUCGUUAGUUUUGUUAACGGUGUAGGUCGUGGACAAAUUUAUGGUUUUACAGGAAGAAAAUAUGUCACUAAAUAUGAUAGUGAUACUGAUGACUCGAGAUCUACUAUUAGUACCAUCGGUCGUGGCAAACCAUUUAGACUUUAAUUUUUUUUUAAGUUUCUAUUUUUUUUUUUUUUCCUUUUUUUACAUACCAUGUAGUAUGUUAUUAA
Messenger RNA from Cotesia congregata, 836 nucleotides. The record is from the annotation of a GenBank genome assembly. NCBI's taxonomy places the organism in Eukaryota, Metazoa, Arthropoda, Insecta, Hymenoptera, Braconidae.